AGCUCUGUUUAGCCCCACCUCUCUCGCAUGGAGCAGGGAGUCAGCUCUUUCUUUUCCAAGUAUUUCAGACACACUGAAACUACUUUAUGCAACUGGUUGUCAGUAAAAUGGCUGGGACGCAACAACAUCAACAAGAGGAGCAACAGUUCUGCUGCUCAGUGUGUCUGGAUCUGCCAAAAGAGCCAGUUACUAUUAACUGUGGACACAGUUACUGUAGAAGCUGUAUUGAGGGUUGCUGGGACCAGGAGGAGGGAAAGGGAGAGUACAGCUGCCCUCAGUGCAGAGAGACCUUUAGUCCUAGGCCUGUUCUGAGGAGGAACAACAUGCUGGCUGAGCUUGUGGAGAAGCUGAAGAAGACGAGCGCCCCCCCGGCUGCUGCUGUGGCCUGUGCCAGCCUGGCAGAUGUGGCCUGUGCCGGCCCGGCAGAUAUUGCCUGUGAUUUCUGCUGUGGGGCCGGACAAAACAGAGCCACCAUGUCUUGCCUGACGUGUUUGGCCUCUUACUGUCCAGCUCACCUGGAGCCACACUACAGCGUUCCUGUGUUGAAGAAGCACCAGCUGGUUUCAGCUACAACCCCACUGCAGCAAAAGAUGUGUACGAAACACAACAAGAUGUUCGAGGUCUACUGCCAGACAGACCAGCAGCUUGUUUGCUCUCUGUGCACUGUAGAAGAGCAUAAGGGCCACAAGACGAUUCCUGUCUCCGUACAGAAGGCUAAGACGGAGAAACGACUGGUUUCGAGUCAGAAGCAAGUCCAGCAGAGAGUCCAGCAGAGGGAGAAGGAGCUGAAGGAGCUGAGCCAAACCGAGGAGAAUCUCAAGCAGAGUUGUGCCCAGACUGUGCUGAUGGACUGUGACAAGAUCUUCUCUGAGCUGAUCUUCUCCAUGCAGAGGAGGCGUAUAGAGGUGAAGCAGCUGAUCAGUGACCAGGAGAAAACCGCUGUCGCUCAGGCCGGCCAGCUUCAGCUGCAGCUGCAGGAGGAGAUCACCAAGCUGAGGAGGAGACACACCGAACUGGAACAGCUGUCCAAUGCUGACGAUUACAUCCAUAUGAUUCAGAUUUUUGAGUCUCUCUCCACUUCCUGUGACUCUGCUGACUUUUCACCAGGUGCCGCCCCCCCGCGGUCCUUCAGUGGCGUGACUGACUGCGUGUCUGAGCUGAGAGAUAAAUUAGAGAUUGUCCUGAGGGACGCUUGGCCCAGGAUCUCGGCCACAGUUUCCUACGUUGACUUUUCACUACUGCCCACACCAAAAACCAGACAAGAGUUUUUAAGCUAUUGCUGCCCCCUCACACUGGAUGUGACCUCAAACUACCCCUAUCUCUACCUCAUAUGCAAUAACCUCAGAGUGAGGCCGUCACCCAGCCCGUAUGCAGCUCACUCAGACCGCUUUACUCAGUUUCCGCAGGUGCUGUGCAGAGAGGGUUUGUCAGAGCGACAUUACUGGGAGCUGGAGUGGUAUGCUCGCACUCUGUCUGCAGCAGUGGCAUACAGGGACAUCGACCGAACUGCAGACGAGUCAAAGUUUGGAAACAAUGACAAGUCCUGGAGUUUAGAGUGCACAGCAGAUGGUUACUCGUUCCGUCACAAUAACGUAGAAACAACGGUUUCAGGUCCUCGCUCCAGCAAGAUUGGAGUGUAUCUGGAUUAUAAAGCAGGCAUUCUGUGUUUUUAUCACGUCUCUGAACCGAUGGUUCUGCUUCACAAAGUCCAGACCACGUUCACCCAGCCUCUUUAUCCUGGGCUUGGGCUGAACUAUGAAUGGUAUGAUGUUGGAGUGUUUGCACAGCUGGUCAAGUUAUGGAAGUAAAAAUGUGUGUGUGAUAGCAAGUUUUCUGAUGGAAAGGUUUUGGCAGUCCCAAAAGACUAGAAAUAAAUAGAUUUUAAAAAUGACUGCAACUAUGUGGUACAUAGCUCCAGGGAAGAAAUAGUAGAAAACAUUACAGACGGGAGGGAAAGGGAAACAUUUUCUUCUGCAUUCUCUGGAAAAAUAUUUUUGCAGACACACACUUUUGCAUUGUACCAUUGAAUAUUUAACUUCCUCUAUCGAUUGCCCCAUUGGUAUAGAGAUCAAAGAAAUCUGUCAUUCACUUUUAACAAGUUUCUGCUAGAACAGAUUUAUUUUCCUCCCUUUUGCUGACUAAUAGACAGACAUUAGCAGGAGAAAACUGGCAUCAGUCUGUUGUUGUAUAUCAGAUGUUAUCAAGGAAGGAACGUAACAGAGCGUAACCUGAUAAAGCCCCCCCCCCCCAUCCUGGAUUCAGUAAACCUACACAAUUCCAUAGUAUGUCUGUCAUCUGUUUUCUUGAGAAUGAGCUUUGUUCGCUUUAUUUUUUUGGUGGUUGAGCAUCACAUUCAUAAGUUUAGAGGCUUAUCCAGGUGUUUCUCUUUUCAUCCCUGGCAAGACAAAACAGCAACUUGCAAGUUAUUGCAAGCGCUGAAUCCCUGAAGUGGUUUUGAAUAUGUUGAAAUUUUACAUGGUCAAACUCACGUACACAAUAUAAUUAAAGUAAUACAAAAUGCAUUGUAAUCCCGUGGAUUGUGCUUUGAAAAAUAAACAUGAUUGCAUUGUU
This is a messenger RNA of Dicentrarchus labrax (European seabass), 2571 nucleotides long. RefSeq names its product tripartite motif-containing protein 16. Gene Ontology annotation, molecular function: zinc ion binding; protein binding. The record is from RefSeq and is a predicted model, not a curated record. The coding region runs from base 87 to 1808 and encodes 573 amino acids. NCBI's taxonomy places the organism in Eukaryota, Metazoa, Chordata, Actinopteri, Moronidae. The transcript has 7 exons.